This is a messenger RNA of Zophobas morio, 1128 nucleotides long. Its product is annotated as zinc finger CCCH domain-containing protein 15 homolog. Gene Ontology annotation, cellular component: cytosol. Bases 192 to 812 code for a protein of 206 amino acids. Gene Ontology annotation, molecular function: metal ion binding; mRNA binding. The record is from RefSeq and is a predicted model, not a curated record. Gene Ontology annotation, biological process: cytoplasmic translation. Lineage: Eukaryota; Metazoa; Arthropoda; Insecta; Coleoptera; Tenebrionidae. The transcript is spliced from 10 exons.
CGUACGCGUCCAUGACGAGCUAAUGAGACCUAACCUGCCCGGAUUAAACUACUGGUGCUGGAAGUAUAAUGAGUCAAUUAUUGCACUUUUGGCGUAUAGAACGACCCUUGUGUGCAAAUUGGUCUGCAAAGUACGUCUCAGCAAAGGCGAAAAAGGAGAAAAUCUAAAGGGGCCUUAGUGUGAAAAGUAAUAUGCGAUCACGUGAGAGGUUAAUUUUAAUAUUGUACUUCCGAGACGCCAACAAAUGCAAGCGCAUAGGGCUUACCUUACUAAUCUUUUUUUCCUUCGUUAUAUAUAUAUUUUUAAUGCCUCCAAAGAAACACAGUAUAACCCAGGAGAAGGCCCAAAAGGUUGUUGAAGACAAAACUUUUGGGCUUAAAAAUAAAAAAGGUGCAAAGCAACAGAAGUUUAUAUCACAGUUAAGAGCUAGCACAAAAAGCAAUUAUAUGAAGAAGGAAGAUAAACAGAAGGCAACUAAGUCAGUUGAUGAGAAAAUAGGAAAAAAUACCUUUUUUAAACCUCUUAUCGUCCCCGCUAAAACUGAAAAGACUGUCGUUUGUAGUCUUUACAAAAGGGGCCUUUGUGCGAAAGGUGAUAACUGUAAAUUUUCUCAUGACUUGUCGUCGCUCAAAGAUUUCUCAGAGCCUAAACAAAGAAGUAUUCCAGCGGGUCUGUCAGAAAACUCUACUUCUAUUAUUUGCAAGUACUUCUUGACAGCUUGCGAAAAAGGUUUGUUCGGCCCUUUAUGGCAGUGUCCCCAAUGGAUAAAAGCAAAGACGAACGGAUACUUGGGAUCAGCAUUGAGGAGUUAGUAGAACUCGAGCGAGAAAAACUUAAAGGAGUUUUAACCCCCGUUAACGAGGACACAUUUGCGAUUUGGAAGUCCGCUUAUUUAGAAAAGAAAUGUCGUGAGAAACCCAACCCAAAAAGUAUUUACGCUAAUAAAAGGACAGGAAAAGAACUUUUCAUGACAGCUCCCUCUCUCUUUAAGGACGAGUAUAACUCAUCUGAGUACGGUGGUAACAAACACACAAACGGAUCCGACUACGCCCUUGACUUACAAACACUGGAGAGCGCAUUGGACGAGGAUGUUCAUAGAGAAACUGAAUGACGCACAAGCCUCCGGUG